This is a messenger RNA of Drosophila montana, 1966 nucleotides long. RefSeq names its product small ribonucleoprotein particle U1 subunit 70K (gene snRNP-U1-70K). Gene Ontology annotation, biological process: mRNA splicing, via spliceosome. Gene Ontology annotation, cellular component: precatalytic spliceosome; U2-type prespliceosome; U1 snRNP. Gene Ontology annotation, molecular function: U1 snRNA binding; mRNA binding. The coding region runs from base 222 to 1583 and encodes 453 amino acids. The transcript has 3 exons. The record is from RefSeq and is a predicted model, not a curated record. Lineage: Eukaryota; Metazoa; Arthropoda; Insecta; Diptera; Drosophilidae.
GCAUAAUGCCAUCAUUAGUAGCCGUGUAGCUACGCUACAAGAAAAAAGAUUCUUUUUCGUCUGGUAAUAUUUAUUGAGAUAAAUCGAUUGGGCAGCUACAGAAAUAGUAAUUUGAGUUGAUUAAAAUACCAGCAAUAGAAGCAAGAACGCGUACUGGAUGGAUUUAUAAGCACCAAAUUUGACGGAACGAAGGAAACAAAGGUAAUAAAUAUUUAAACAAAAUGACCCAAUAUCUGCCGCCAAAUCUUUUGGCGUUAUUCGCCUCACGGGAUCCAAUACCGUUUAUGCCACCGGUGGAUAAGUUGCCCCAUGAAAAAAAAUCUCGAGGCUACCUGGGCGUAGCCAAAUUUAUGAGCGACUUUGAAGACCCAAAGGACACACCGCUACCCAAAACUGUGGAAACGCGUCAGGAGCGACUCGAGCGAAGGCGGCGCGAAAAAGCCGAACAAGUGGCUUAUAAGCUAGAACGCGAAAUCGCACUAUGGGAUCCAACCGAGAUUAAGAACGCCACAGAGGAUCCAUUCCGUACAUUGUUCAUAGCGCGCAUCAACUACGACACAUCCGAGUCAAAGUUGAGGCGCGAGUUCGAGUUCUACGGCCCCAUCAAAAAGAUCGUGCUCAUUCACGACCAGGACUCAGGUAAACCCAAGGGCUACGCCUUUAUUGAGUAUGAACAUGAGCGAGAUAUGCACGCGGCGUACAAGCACGCCGAUGGUAAGAAGAUAGACAGCAAGCGCGUCCUGGUGGAUGUUGAACGCGCUCGGACCGUCAAGGGAUGGCUGCCACGACGCCUGGGUGGCGGUUUGGGUGGCACACGGCGAGGUGGCAACGAUGUGAAUAUCAAGCACUCUGGCCGCGAGGACAAUGAACGUGAGCGUGAACGCUAUCGUUUGGAGCGUGAGCGCGAGGAUCGUGAGGGUGGUGUGCGUGGUGGAGCCAACAAUGGCGUCGAUGCACGUGGGGGGCGCCCUCCGUACGGCGGAGUCGUGGCCGGUGAGAGGCGUCGCUCGCGCUCCCGAGAUCGCAGAGAUCGUGAUCGGGAACGUGGCGCACGUGUUGGUCGCUCGCGCAGCCGUUCGCGCGAACGCCGAAAACGUCGUGCCGGCAGCAGGGAGCGCGACUAUGAUGAUUUCGAUGGACGACGCGACAGGCGGGACAGGGAGCGUGAUCGUGAUCGCGAGCGUGAAAAGAAAAAGAAGCGUUCCAAGUCACGAGAACGUGACUCAUCGCGUGAAAGGCGCGAUCGCAAGCGUGAGCGUCGGGAUCGCGAUCGGGGAGGUGCAGAUCGCAGUGCUGGCGGCGGUGAUCGCGAUGUCAAGGAACGCAAACCAGACUUCCGUGAAAUGGAUAUGAUUAAGAUUAAGGAGGAGCCAAUUGAUGACGGCUAUCCAACGUUUUCCAUGAAUGACUAUCAAAACACGGCAAUCAAACGCGAAAUGGACGAUGAGAACGAGGAGAAGUAUCGGCCGCCCGCUGCACAUCACAAUAUGUUCAGUGUGCCCCCACCGCCGAUACUUCCACGCAGCAACAAUCCAGACAAUGGUGGCCAAAAUGCCAGCGAUCCAACCUGGUGGCGGCAGUGAGACCCUGCCUUGUCGCAACGAUGCAACAACAACAACAAUUGGUAAUCGAGUACGAUAACAAUUUUCAGAGUUUUUGUGUAAUUAUCCUGCGCUGGUAACACUACAAUUAGAACUGUAACCACCAUCAUUUAGCACAAUCGAAUGUAUCGAUUGUUUUUAUAUAUUUAUUCAAUUGAAAUUUGAAAUUCAUAGCCAGAAACAGCCAGUGGGACGAUGCAGUUCGGAAACAACGAAGCGUAAGACAUGCUGUAAGUCCGUUUUAAGCUGGGAGCACUUUUCAAUUUCUAUAUUUAAAUUUAUCAUGAAAGCAAAACAAGUAAAAAAAAAAGAAAAAUAACUUAACAGAACAAAACAAACACAAAACCGUAAAUCAACAAAAAAUU